Balaenoptera ricei (Rice's whale) is the source of this 3509-nucleotide messenger RNA. It is a transcript of the gene TSNARE1, whose product is annotated as t-SNARE domain containing 1. Gene Ontology annotation, cellular component: membrane; nucleus. Gene Ontology annotation, biological process: vesicle-mediated transport. The record is from RefSeq and is a predicted model, not a curated record. NCBI's taxonomy places the organism in Eukaryota, Metazoa, Chordata, Mammalia, Artiodactyla, Balaenopteridae. Bases 207 to 2909 code for a protein of 900 amino acids. The transcript is spliced from 14 exons.
UUGGCUGGCGCGAGGCGUCGGGGCCGACGGGACGGACGGGGGGCGGCCUCGCGGCCCUAGCCGGCGCGAGAGGGGCCGUCACGUGAUGUUUGGGUGCCGGCUCCGCCCCCCGUACCGCCCCUCCCGCCGAGAGCGCACGGAGCGCGCCCGCGAGCCACCGAGGCCCAGCUCUGCAGGAAGGCGGCGGCCCUGCCUUCUGUGAGAAGAUGUCCUACGGAUCCAUCGCUGGCAGCGGCGGCCUGGGGAGCCGCGGCCCUUUUGGGGGGCCCUCCGCACAAGGCUAUCAGCCUCUAGCCACCCAGAUGGACCCGAGUGACCUCCAGGAACUGUUCCAGGAGACGUCGGCCAGCGUCUUCCGAAUCAACUCGAAUGUGACCUUCUUGGAGCAGAGCCUCCAGUCCCUGGGGACGCCAAGUGACACGCAGGAGCUGCGGGACAGCCUGCACACGGUGCAGCAGCAGACCAACCACGCGAUCGCAGCCAGUGCCAGUGCCCUGAAGCAGAUGGCUGAGCUCCUGCGGGGCUGCUCCCGGCAGGAGCGUCUUCAGCUGGACCGUCUGAAAACUCAGCUUUCAGACGCCAUCCAGAGCUAUGGAGUGGUGCAAAAGAAAAUUGCAGAAAAGUCCAGAGCACUGCUUCCCACAGCACAGAGGGUUGGCAAGCAGCAGAGUCCCCAGGCCCCAUUUGCUGAGCUGUCCGAGGACGAGAAGAUCUUUAACGGGGGCGACGGCAUGUGGCAGGCCCAGGGGCAGGCGCUGCUUCCGGAGAUCACCGAGGAGGACCUGGAGGCCAUCCGGCUGCGCGAGGAGGCCAUCCUGCAGAUCGAGAGUGACCUAUUGGAUGUGAACCAGAUCAUCAAGGACUUGGCCUCCAUGGUGUCAGAGCAAGGAGAGGCCAUCGGGUCCAGCAGCGACAAGGCCACGUGCCGGCGCAGCUCCAGCCCCGAGCCGGCCGUGGUGGCCCCGCUGCCCAGGCCGGGCUGUGCGCCCCUGCGGCCGGGCUCCCACUCACGCACCAAGACGCGGAAGCCCAACUUCAGCCCGCAGGAGACCGAGGUGCUGGUGCAGAGGGUGACGCGCCACUACCCGCUGCUGUUCGGGGCCCUGCGGGGCCCACCCGCCCGGAAGCACCGCGUGUGGAGCGCGAUCCUGCAGGCGGUGAACGCGCUGGGCUACUGCCGCCGGGACCUGGGCGACGUCAAGCACAAGUGGCGGGACCUGCGAGGGGCGGUGCGCAGGAAGCUGGCCGAGCGCCCCCGGGCCCCCGGGCCCGUCCUCACGCCCGUCGAGCGCAUGGUGGCUGAGACCUUCGCGGCCCCGGGCCCCGCUGGCGAGGGCCAGGCCGCCGAGGCCCUGCCGAAUAGUAUUGAAGCCGGCCUUGAGGCUGCGUCCUCGCACGCAGAGGCGGCCAGUGAGCUCCUGGCUGGAGCCAGCCGGCACCAAGACGGGGCGGAGGCAGGGCUGGAGAUCGUAUCUGCUGGUGCCAGCUCGGGACUCUCUGCCCCAGCCACGGGCCCCGACCUUCCAGCACGCCGAGGGCGGCCAGACCUGCACCCGGACCUCUCCACCUGGCUGGGUCCUUCCAGGGCCUCCCAGAAUAGAAGGUACAGGCUGCAACUGACGAGCAAGGCGGACUUGUCGGGCGCCCAGGGCCCGGCCUCUCCAACGGGAGCCCUCCGAGUGGGCCAGUGCCUGCCGAGGGCCCUCACCCCCAGGAAGCCUCCUCUCGAGAGGGAAGCAGCACGCCGGCAGGGUGGCUCCCCCCGUGAGCCUCCGGGCUCAGAAGGGUCAGCAAGUGCCUGGACCGCAGAUGCCUGGACCCCAGAAGGAGGAUGUGACAGUGAGGAGGAGGAGGAGGAAAAGGAAGAACAGGAGGAGGCCGGGCAGCCACCUGCGCCCACGGACACAUCAGGCUCAGAACCCCUACCUGGUGCCCGGGAGCUCGUGGGCCCAGUCCUCGGGGGUGAUGCCGUCAUCGCCCCUUUUCCAUCGCAAAGCAGGACCACCUGUGCCAUAGCCGACGAGGACGAGGCCCCCGGCUGCCUGUGGCUACCCCUGCGGACGCUGGAUGGGCCGAGCCUGCCUGAAGCCGACCCCCUGGACCCCCGAGGAGCCUUCCCCGCGUCCACCUGCUCACCCUCCCCGCCCGCCUCCCCGGCCUCGGCACCCCCCGCGGCCACAUUCCCCGGGGCCUCCCGGCCCUCGCCGCCCUCCGCGGCGGCACCCCAGCCCUCCGGGAAGCCCGCAGGGGCUGAGGCCUCGGACCUGGAACGGCGGCUGCUGGACUCAGAGCGGCAGCAGGGCGCCCUGCUCGGCGCCUGGUCCCAGCAGCAGAGUGCGCUGAUGGCGCAGCAGAACCUGCUGCUGCAGCGUCUGGCCGAGCAGAGCCAGCGGCUGGCCGACGGCGUCGAGGCCCUCAACCGGACCCUGGAGAGGCUGGUGGAGGCCCUCCCGACCCGGGGCGCCUCGCCCGCAGUCCCGGAUGGCUCCCCUGGGGGGCGGAACGGCCUGCAGGCCAGCUGGAGGCUCCCAGGGCAGCCCCCAGGGCAGGCACACAGGCCAGGAGGGCUUCUCAGGGAUGAUCCUGAAGGUGGAGGAGGAGAUCUAGGGUCUGGACCCCGUGGGCCGCGUGCAGAGCAGGGACUCCGGUCCUGCCCCUCUGAGGGGCAGAGGCGGGGCCUCGAUGGAGCCAGAGAGGACGCAGGACUUCCGCCUGUGGUUGCCCCUUCCGUCCUGCCAUUGUCCGUGGGCCUCAGUGACGCGAAAGGAGGGCCGGCUGGGGUCUACUCAGGGAUGACGCCGGUGGGCGGACCGAGCCCGCUCCGCUCCCAUCCCGCGCUCCGACCGUCGGGGCGCGUGCUGUGGAGUGCAGGACGGGGCGCCUCUCGGCGGGCAGUGGACUCGUGGUGAAAGCCUUUUCCGGAAGCGAGAGGCUGAGGUCCUGGCAUGAACUGGACAGCGUGCUGGUCCCGGGGCUCCGAGGCAGCCUGGCACUGAGGGGCGCAGAGACCAGGGUGGAACAAACACAGCGGGGGGGACUUUUCCUGGUUUCGCUGUUUACCGUGGAGCCGGCAGCAUGUCAGCAACUCUUGUCCACAAAAGAAAGCCCGAGCUCCUUAGCUGCCCAUCCAGCCCUCUGCAGUGUGGCCAGCGCCCUUCCAGCCUUCCUCUUCCCCUGCGGUCCGGAGGACACCGUGUGUUCUCCACGGCGGCCUUUCCUUCAGCCCUACAAAGCCGGAGUGCAUUUCAGUGCCAUGUCUGGCGUCUUCCUAGAGCUUCAUUCCAGGUGAAAGGCAUGGACCCUGCUUGUCCAUUAAGAUGCCCACUGCAGUGGACACACACCUCUCUAGGCAAUGAACACUGCUCUCCAAGGUUACCCACUAACCCUGGUCAGCACCUACUCAGAUCCCAACCUAGCCCUGACCCGGGUCCCACGCGGAGCCCUGACCCUGGUCCCACGCUGAGCCCUGACCCUGGUCCCACGCUGAGCCCUGACCAUGGUCCCAUGCU